Gadus chalcogrammus (walleye pollock) is the source of this 5244-nucleotide messenger RNA. Its product is annotated as disco-interacting protein 2 homolog C-like. The transcript is spliced from 38 exons. Bases 373 to 5244 code for a protein of 1623 amino acids. The record is from RefSeq and is a predicted model, not a curated record. NCBI's taxonomy places the organism in Eukaryota, Metazoa, Chordata, Actinopteri, Gadiformes, Gadidae.
CAGACUCCACCGCGGGCUUCAGUCCCGCCGGUGGAGCGCGAGACAACACGCCUCGUCUCGGCCCAGCGGCUAGCGGACCGACAGACACGCGGGACUCGCGGGAAAGCGUGCAGACGUCUUCCAGCCAGCAGAGCGCGCGGACCAAGCGGCACGGGGCGGUGCGCGGACUCUUUCCAUUCGUUCACUUUUCAUAUUCGGGGAUUUGACCUCAGCUCCUCCUCUGCUCCUCCUCUGCUCCUCCUCCCUACUUCCUGAGGAGCUUGCGGAGGACGGCGGACCGCGCGGAAGGAGACGUUAACGGAGCGAAGGAGAGACGGGAGGAAGGAUUUAGGAGAGACGGGAGGAAGGAUCUAGGAGGGGAGAGCGAGCGGAAUGGCGGACCGCGACCCGGUCCCGCUGCCGGUGGAGGUGCGCGCGCGGCUGGCGGAGCUCGAGCUGGAGUUAUCAGAAGGGGACAUCACACAGAAGGGCUAUGAGAAGAAAAGGUCCAAGCUGAUUGGUCCAUACCUCCCACAAGCGCCAGGGAUGGAGGUUUCUGGGGGUCCGGAACGGAGACCCCCGGUGACUUCGGCCUCCUCCACGCGGUACCACCGCCGCCGGUCCUCGGGAACCCGGGACGAGCGCUACAGAUCAGAUGUUCAUACAGAAGCUGUUCAGGCUGCACUGGCGAAGCAUAAAGAAAGGAAGAUGGCCGUCCCCAUGCCGUCCAAGCGAAGAUCGCUGGUCGUCCAGACGUCCGUGGACGCCUACACGCCCCCAGACACCUCUUCGGGCUCAGAGGGAGACGAGGUUGCCGUGGGUGACGAUGAAGAGGACGGGGAGGAGGGCCGGGUGGGCGGGGGGGGAGGGGGAGGAGGGGGCGGGGCGUCAUCCAGCCGCGAGGGGAGCGUCGUCACAGAGACGUGGAUCAGUCGGGCGCUGCACGCCACCUCCAGCACCACCACCUCCUCCACAGGCUCCUCCUCUUCCUCCUCCACCCGCAGUGGGGGCAGUGGUGGAGGGGGGGGGCUAGCGGAGUGUCUGACGCAGCAGGCCCACAUCUCGAUCAGAGCCCCCCCGCACCAACACCAUCACCACCACCACCACCACCACCACCACAAGACAGAGAACCACUCGGCCCCCCCAGAUGUGACGGGGGGCUACACCCCUCACUCCAGCGGCGGCCCGGCCCAGGGCCAGGAGCGGCCCUUGGGGGGCGACCGCCCCCCCCGCGGGCCCCUGGGCUCCCUGGGGGCCCCGGGGCCGAGGCAGACCCCCAAGUACGGCAAUGCAGAGCUCAUGGACACCGGAGACGGUGUGCCGGUCAGCAGCCGGGUGUCGGCUAAGAUCCAGCAGCUGGUCAACACGCUGAAGAGGCCCAAGAGGCCCCCGCUCACCGACUUCUUCGUGGACGACUUCGAGGAGCUGCUGGAGGCGCAGCUCCCAGGCCCCGAGCCGCCGCGGCCGGAGGGGGGCCCAAUGGGGGUGGAGGAGGGGGAGCCGCUGGGCGUGGUUACCAACUGGCCCUCCUCCCUGGAGGCGGGGCUCCAGCGGUGGGGCACCGUCUCCCCCAAGGCGCCCUGCCUCACCUGCAUGGACCCCAACGGCAAGCUGCUGCACGUGCUCACCUAUGGUAAGCUGUGGUCCAGGAGUGUGAAGGUGGCCUUCAACCUCCUCCACAAACUGGGCUCCAAACAAGAACCUCUGGUCCAUCCUGGAGACCGGGUGGCGCUGGUGUUCCCCAACAACGACCCUGCCUCCUUCAUGACCUCCUUCUACGGCUGCCUGCUGGCCCAGGUGGUCCCGGUGCCCAUAGAGGUCCCGCUGUCCCGCAAGGAUGCAGGCUGUAAGCAGGUGGGCUUCCUGCUGGGGAGCUGUGGGGUCUCCCUGGCUCUGACCAGCGACGCCUGCCAUAAGGGGCUCCCCAAGACCUCCACCGGGGAGGUGCCCCAGUUCAAAGGCUGGCCGAAGGUGAUGUGGUUGGUCACGGAGUCGAAGCACCUGUCCAAACCGCCCCGGGACUGGUUCCCCGCAGUGAGGGAGGCCAACCAGGACACGGCCUACAUAGAGUACAAGACGUGUAAAGAUGGAGGAGUGUUGGGAGUCACGGUAACCAGGGCAGCCAUGUUGGCCCACUGCCAGGCUCUGACGCAGGCCUGCUCCUACACCGAGGCUGAGACCAUGGUCAACGUCCUGGACUUCAAGAAGGACGUGGGACUCUGGCACGCCGUCCUCACCAGUGUGAUGAACAUGAUGCAUGUGGUCAGUGUUCCCUACGCCCUGAUGAAGGUCAACCCGUUGUCCUGGAUACAGAGGGUCUGCCAGUUCAAAGCUAAGGUGGCGUGUGUGAAGUCGCGGGACAUGCACUGGGCGCUGGUGGCCCACAGAGAGCAGCGAGACGUGGACCUGAGCUCCCUGAGGAUGCUGCUGGUGGCCGACGGAUCCAACCCCUGGUCCAUUUCGUCAUGUGACGCCUUCCUCAACGUCUUCCAGACCAAGGGGCUGAGGUCAGAGGUCAUCUGUCCCUGCGCCAGCUCCACCGAGGGGCUGACUGUGGCCAUCAGGAGGCCCCUGGAGGAGGGGGCGGUCCCGGGCCGGGGGGUUCUGUCCAUGCAGGGUCUGAGCCACGGAGUGAUCCGAUUGGACAGCGAGGAGAAGCUCUCUGUCCUCACGCUGCAGGACGUGGGCGGAGUCAUGCCCGGAGCUGUGAUGUGUGUCGUUCGCCCCGAGGGCUUUCCCCAGCUCUGUCGGACGGACGAGAUCGGGGAGCUGUGUGUGAGCUCAGUCGCCACGGGAACGGGAUACUACGGCCUCACCGGGAUGACCAAGAACACGUUUGAGGUGUUCCCGGUGGGCGAGGAGGGCGAGCCGCUUGGCGAGCGAGGCUUCGUGCGGACGGGCCUCCUGGGGUUCCUGGGCCCGGGGGGGCGUGCCUUCGUGGCGGGGAAGAUGGAGGGUCUGAUGGUGGUGGGGGCGCGGCGGCACAACGCCGACGACCUGGUGGCCACCGCCCUCGCCGUGGAGCCCAUGAAGUUCGUCUACAGAGGGAGGAUCGCCGUGUUCUCCAUCACGGUUCUCCACGAUGAGAGGGUGGUGGUGGUGGCGGAGCAGAGACCUGACUCCACAGAGGAGGACAGCUUCCAGUGGAUGAGCAGAGUGCUGCAGGCCAUCGACGGUAUCCACCAGGUGGGGGUCUACUGCCUGGCUCUUGUGCCCUCCAACACGCUGCCCAAGACGCCCCUGGGUGGGCUGCACCUGUCAGAGACCAAGCAGCUGUUCCUGGAGGGCCGGCUGCACCCCUGUAACGUCCUCAUGUGCCCCCACACCUGUGUGACCAACCUGCCCAAACCCCGGCAGAAACAGCCUGAGGUGGGUCCGGCCUCGGUGAUGGUGGGGAACCUGGUGUCUGGGAAGAGGAUCGCCCAGGCCAGCGGCCGGGACCCGGGGAACCUUGAGGACCAGGACCAGUUCCUCUUUCUGUCCGACGUCCUGCAGUGGCGGUCCCAGACGACCCCGGACCACGUCCUCUACAGCCUGCUGAACUCCAGGGGGGCGGUCAGCAGCUCCCUCACCUGCCUCCAGCUCCACAAGAGAGCAGAGAAGAUCUCCGCCAUGCUGGGAGAGAGAGGACAGCGGCUGGAGGGGGACCACAUCGCCCUCGUCUACCCCCCAGGCAUUGACCUGAUCGCGGCGUUCUACGGCUGUCUGUACGCGGGCUGCGUCCCCGUCACCGUGCGGCCCCCCCACCCCCAGAACAUCUCCACCACCCUGCCCACCGUCAAGAUGAUCGUGGAGGUGAGCCGCUCGGUGUGUGUGAUGACCACCCAGCUCAUCAGUAAGCUGCUGAGGUCCAAGGAGGCGGCGGCGGCGGUGGAGGUCCGCAGCUGGCCCCCGGUGCUGGAGACAGAUGACCUCCCUAAGAAGAAGCCCUCUCUGCUCUUCAAGCCGUCCAACCCUGAGAGCCUCGCCUACCUCGACUUCAGCGUGUCCACCACCGGCAUGCUGGCCGGGGUCAAGAUGAGCCACGCCUCCACCAGCGCCUUCUGCCGCUCCAUCAAGCUGCAGUGCGAGCUGUACCCGUCCCGGGAGGUGGCCGUCUGCCUGGACCCCUACUGCGGCCUGGGCUUCGUGCUCUGGUGCCUCUCCAGUGUGUACUCAGGCCACCAGUCCAUCCUGAUCCCCCCGGCGGAGCUGGAGCUGAACCCGGGGGUCUGGCUGCUGGCCGUGAGCCAGCUGAGGGUCCGCGACUCCUUCUGCUCCUACAGCGUCAUGGAGCUGUGCACCCGCAGCCUGGGCCAGCAGACCGACGGGCUCAAGGCGAAGGGUCUGGACCUGUCUCGCGUGCGGACCUGCGUGGUGGUGGCGGAGGAGAGGCCCCGCACCGCCCUCAGCCAGUCCUUCUCCAAGCUCUUCAGGGACCUGGGGCUCCACGCCCGCGCCGUCAGCACCUCCUUCGGCUGCAGGGUCAACCUGGCCAUCUGCCUGCAGCCUCAUAGGCUCGGGAAGCUUGCCGACCAGGGUACCUCGGGCCCCGACCCCACCACCGUCUACGUGGACAUGAGGGCCCUGCGGCACGACCGGGUGAGACUGGUGGAGAGGGGGUCGCCCCACAGCCUGCCUCUCAUGGAGUCUGGGAAGAUCCUGCCCGGGGUCCGCAUCAUCAUCGCUAACCCAGAGACCAAGGGGCCAAUGGGAGAGUCUCAUCUGGGAGAGGUGUGGGUGACCAGCGCUCACAACGCCAGCGGUUACUUCACGGCGUACGGCGAGGAGGGGCUGCAGGCGGACCACUUCACGUCCCGGCUCAGCUUCGGCGACACGCAGACCGUCUGGGCCCGGACCGGGUACCUGGGCUUCCUGAGGCGCACCGAGCUGACCGACGCCAACGGAGAGCGCCACGACGCGCUCUACGUGGUGGGGGCUCUGGACGAGGCCAUGGAGCUGCGGGGGAUGAGGUACCACCCCAUCGACAUCGAGACCUCCGUCAUCAGGACCCACAAGAGCAUCACCGAGUGUGCGGUCUUCACGUGGACCAACCUGCUGGUGGUGGUGGUGGAGCUGGAGGGCUCGGAGCAGGAGGCCCUGGACCUGGUUCCCAUGGUGACCAAGGCGGUGCUGGAGGAGCACUACCUGGUGGUGGGCGUGGUGGUGGUGGUGGACAUCGGGGUCAUCCCCAUCAACUCCCGCGGAGAGAAGCAGCGCAUGCACCUCCGGGACGGGUUCCUGGCCGACCAGCUGGACCCCAUCUACGUGGCCUACAACAUGUAG